Syzygium oleosum is the source of this 627-nucleotide messenger RNA. Its product is annotated as ATP-citrate synthase beta chain protein 1-like. Gene Ontology annotation, molecular function: ATP citrate synthase activity. The transcript is spliced from 4 exons. Bases 135 to 593 code for a protein of 152 amino acids. Gene Ontology annotation, cellular component: cytosol. The record is from RefSeq and is a predicted model, not a curated record. Gene Ontology annotation, biological process: tricarboxylic acid cycle; acetyl-CoA biosynthetic process; fatty acid biosynthetic process. Lineage: Eukaryota; Viridiplantae; Streptophyta; Magnoliopsida; Myrtales; Myrtaceae.
ACUUGGAGAACUUGGUGGACGAGACGAGUACUCCCUAGUCGAAGCUCUAAAGCAGGGGAAAGUGACCAAACCAGUGGUGGCUUGGGUUAGUGGGACUUGUGCACGACUCUUCAAGUCAGAAGUGCAAUUUGGUCAUGCUCGGUGGUGAAAUGGAAUCGGCACAAGCAAAGAAUCAAGCACUCAGGGAAGCAGGGGCGGUUGUUCCUACUUCAUAUGAAGCUUUGGAGACCGCAAUCAAGGAAACCUUUGAGAAACCGGUUGAAGAAGGAAAGAUUUCACCAGUUAAGGAAGUCGCGCCUCCACAGAUCCCUGAGGAUCUUAACACGGCAAUUAAGAGCGGGAAAGUUCGGGCUCCAACUCACAUUAUUUCAACCAUCUCCGAUGAUAGAGGGGAAGAGCCGUGCUACGCUGGUGUACCAAUGUCUUCCAUUGUUGAACAGGGACUUGGUGCGGGUGAUGUAAUUUCUCUUUUGUGGUUCAAACGCAGUCUUCCUCGAUAUUGCACAAAGUUCAUUGAGGUAGGUUUUGUUUGUCCUUUUAGUGAGAGAAUGAGGAUACGCGAAAGGAAAUUUUCAGCUACCACCCCAAAAUAAAUGCAUGUAUUUCGGCCCAAUAAGAGACGAUAUA